UCUGUUUACAGACUCUGGGGGACACCCCCUCCAUUUAGCAGAGAUUCCUUCUUUGAUGACUUUUCUCCAUCUUUUUUUGAGGCUGAUGUAGCUGCCGAAGUUGAGUGGUUAGUAUUCACAACAUAUUUUUAGAGAUCUUUAGAUUCUCAGACAAGGAUAACUAUGAGGAAAAGAUUUUGACAAUACUCAUCAUCAUGUGCACGAAUCAGCUUCAUUUUAGUGGGAAAAUGUAAAAGGCAUCAUCAUUCUACUGCAAGAAUGUCCUAGUUAUUGAAUAUUAGAAGCUUUAUCAUUUUUGUAAUCGGGAGAGGGCUACACCUCCUUCAAUUACAACAACUGUGCUCGCUUUUCUGGUGGAAAAAAGUACAGUGAACCUUUCGUUUACUGUAUAUUUUUGGAGAAAACAUGACCAAACUUUAAAAGUCAAGUCUUGCCUUCAUAGUCAUCCUUGUUUUCGAAUCUUAAAGGCCUCUAUUACUUAAAAUAGUUUAGUUCGCUGCUGGCAACCACCGAUUUGAGUUCCUAAAUUAAAAACUAGUCCAUAUACCAGAAGAUUAUGAUUUUCCUUUUUUUUUUUAUUGAGUCAAGACUGAUGAAUGAACUGAUAUGCAGAGAAAUGUUAAAAAGACAGGUUUAUCACUGUGUGAACAAAGUAGAGUUUGGCAAAAACAUUUAAAAGGCACGGCAAAUUCAUAUUUUCAGCAGCAGCUAUGAUCUUCAGCAAGUGAGUAAUGCUGGCUUGGAUAUAGCAUUCCAUCAGUAUCUUCCAGGACUCAAUGAGCAUGCUGCAGAUACUCUGUAUGCACACAGUGUCCCUUGUUGCUUCUUACCAUGAGGCAAGACCACUAUGUUUUGAAUAAAAUUGUAAACCUAUGAGCAAGCUCUCUGGGGUGCUUUUGGUGGUGGGUGGAAAAAGGAAGGAGAGCUUGCAACCACGUCUGUGGAAUUUGAAUAUCUCAUCGAAAAAGUCGAUGCGAAAUGCUGAUUGGUGGAGAUGACAUCAGUAAUGACGUCAUUACCCUUGGCUUGUGUUUUUCAAUGUUUGUUUACUUUCGUGCUUGUUUCCACUUCGCACUGAUUGGCGAAAAUCAGAGAGCGAGUCGACUGGGAGCCACAGGGGAAUUGGACGUGGAAGUUAAAUUCCAGAGAUGUAGUUGCAAGCUCUACUUCCUUUUUCCACCUUGCCAUCAGAGUGACCUGGAGAGCUUGCUCACAGGCUAUGAAGUUGCUGGUCCCUGUUCCCUGUGGCACAUUCCUAAGCCAAUGAUUAUAUGAUUUAGUUUUGUUAAGCAUGUUUUUUAAUUUUAUUUUUGGAAUUUUCUUUGAACUUUUUGCUGUUGUUGUUCUGUAGUGGCCAAGAAGUAGACUGUAAGGAUGACGGAAACUACUGGUACAGAGAAUCAACUUCUGCUGCAUCGUCUGUUAAUGCUUCAGAAUAUAAUUCUGAUGAUGGAUUUAUUGACAUUGAAGAUGAAGGCUUCGAAACUUCACAUUUUCCCGUAAGCCAAGCAGUAUUUUGACCUUGUAUGUGUAAACUGUUGUUUAUAAAAAACAUCAAAUGGAUGAAAACAUGACUUUUUUUGUCUCACUCAAAGUUCAUUGAUUUACAUGAUUCACUUCAUAAUUAACAAUAAUAUUAUUUACUUUAUUUCAUAAUAAUUAAUGAUUGCCUAACAUUUGUUUUCAACUUUGAUUGAGUAGUAGCUUAAAUAAUUAUUAAGAUUAAAGUAACAUGUCACAUCCCUUUACCCAUUUUUAUCAUGACAAGUUACAGUGUAGCAGUUCUACAGUACGUUUCUUAUAAAGUUCUUUGUUUAUCUUGUUUUCCAGGGUUCAUAUUUAAACAUUGCUGAACUGGAGAGAAAAUGCAGAGGUAUAAAACAUAUGGUUGAGUAUUCUUAUAUCUUGAUCUAAUAGCAAAUACCUAAAAUCAAUUUGAUUGAACAAUUAAGCUUGUCACAGUAAAGACCAUUCAAACAUCGGUAUGUUUUUUACUAAGUUUGAGCUUUUUUGCCUUAAGGCCAGCACUUUUGAAAAUCUACAAUUCUAGAGAGCUUUGUAGGAUUGUAGGGAAAGCCAUCCCUCCAAUUUAAACACUUUUCAUUCCUUUUUUCCAAUAAAACUCAAAUUAUUAUUUUGACAGUCUAAAAAUCUAACACAUAAAAUAUUAUUGGAACUAAGCAACCAACUUAAGCAGCUACAGAAAGAACACAUGAAUGGAACUCAAUCCAUUUUUGAGGCCCAUAUAGCAGUCUUUCAAGUGCAGGGGCUCCUGGUUUGAAGUGUGUAAGGAAGAAAAUGAGAGGGAGGGGUUGAUGCAAGGGGUCUCUAUGUCCUUUUUAAUGGAUCUUCAUUGAGGGACAAAAGUGUUGACACACUGCUAUAAAGUAGCCCUUUUUUGUAUAGUGGUUCUAUCUAUCCCCUCCCCCUGUGUACCGCACCUCCUGGCCCCAAAAUCGAUGUUGUGUUUUAGACCCUCAAGUCUUACUUUCAUUACAUACAAUAUUGAUUCGGGGGUAGGUGAAUUUAGGGCAUUUAAACGGACUGAAAUAAAAAAUGAAUGAAAUUGUUGCAUUGUAGAAUUGGUGCAUUGUAGACAAGUGUGUCAACUACUUUUGUCCCUAUUUUAUCUCUAUCUACUAUUGUUAUUGAGCCCGCAACAUCCUACUCUACAGUUAAGCACUCUAUUGACUGAGCUUGUCCUGCCUCAGUCUAAACAUCUGGUUUAAUAUGGUGCGGGAUAAAAGGACUUCUCAUACUUGAUUGGUGCCAGUUUUAGCAACCCAAAAAUGGAUUGCUACUCUUAGACCAAUCAAAGUAGCUCCUAAGAACCCUUGGGGAUAAAGUUGUCUCUCACAAGUAAGGGCAUUGAAAUGAACAUUGGAUUGAUUAGAAAAGUGUUAUAUGAUUCUCUCGAGGCCAGAGGAUAUUCUGAUUAUCUCAGGGAAACAAUCCAAGCAUGUACAGCUGUAUCUGUGUUAUCUGUCAGGGAUAGAUUUUUUUGUGUCUGCUUCAACCUGAGCUGGGAAAACUCUGACUUUUGAGCUGGCUCCAUUAUGCUUUUGAUCGUUUUAAUAUUAGGCGAGGACUGCAAUGCCAUAGCCUGCGAAAACAGCUGUUUCUCCCCGCUCCUCACCACUUAAAAUGUUCGCCAGGAGCUACAUCCCUUGUGGCAAGGAGCAAGGAGAAAUGGGAAAACCCCCUAGCCCCUCCUCCACAUAGCUCCUGCUUUUUCUUCUGGAGUUCAAAUAAAAAUGAAAUUUCCUACUUCCACUUUCAUUAACUGAAUUAUGGUAAACAAAAUUAAUAUGCCAGGUGUGAAUCAUGCAUUAUUUUUUUAACCUGUUUCAAUGUGUUUUUUUUUUUAUCCAUAGAAUUAAGUGCUAUUGAUAGCAGCAACCUCAACUGGCGAAAAUGUUCAAGAAAAAGUGCGGAGAAGAAAGGAAAUAAUUGCAGUAAAAGGUCUUCAAGUUCAUUAGUGGAUGAUAUAUUAAGAAGGAACAAAUUCAAGAAUAGCAAGAACUCAAGUUCAAAGUUAAAAAAUGAAUUUACCUGUCCCUGUCAAAAGUUACAAAACUCAAUGGACUUUGGUGUAAGUUGGUAAGUGUGUGUCACAUGAAAAAAAAACUGGAUUCCUUUGUGUCCUCUGAUUGGCUUGAGAGUGGCUGUGUGAUAAUAUACAGUUCCACAAUUUAAUUAGAGGUAAAUGAAUGGAUGUUAAAUCCCAAGCAAGUUUCUUUUUCCAUAAGCUUGCUUGCUAUGAGCUUUGUCCAACAUUAUAUAACAGUACAAGGUCAAAGAGGAAAGAAAUUACUCCACCCUAAAAAAUGUUAAGUAGCAUUAGGUAGUCACCUUAAUUUCAUGCACAAUAGUCUCAUCUACUUCAAUUAAUUAUUUCUUUAUUUAUUUAAUUGUUUUAUUUUAUUUUACCACUGAAUUUUUAUAGUAGUUUAUUUCUCUUUUGGUAUAUGCAGUUACUGUUGUGUAUAUUGUAGUUCAAUAAAUAAUAUUUUAUCUUUGGUUGAAACUUCAUUUACCUGUGUUUCAAUUAAGUUACUAUUUGCAAGCUUGGCCAAAGAUUAUGACUGAGAACAAGUCCAACAAGUGGCCAGAAUGGGACUCAAACCCAGGACUGCUGGAUUGCAAGUUGGAUGUGCUGAACACUCAGCCACUCUGCCUCCUUGUAAACCAAGGGUAUACAUGAGUCAGACGCUGAACACAGUCCCUCUGGCAUUAAUGUUAGUCGUAAAUUUCUUGUAUGUUGUUGUGACAGUAUAAAUUAUUUUGAAAAUGAAUUUAAAACCGUUCUUUAUAGGAAUAAAAUGACGUCAGAUGACCAAGCUGAGGCAGUUGAAUUGCUAACAAGAGUUGCUUCAGUAACAAUGGGACUUAGAGAACAAAUGGACAUCAUUAGAAUUAUAAACCCUGAGGCAACAGUUCUACCAACAGACACAGAAUUUGAAAUAGGUACAUGUAUUGUUAAUUUUUUAAAGUAAUGAUGAUUUUAUUAUCUUCAUCAUACUUGCUUGCUUAUCCUAACAUGAGAGGCUUAUCAUGUGGUAGUCCCUACCACUGGGGUUGAAUCCUAGGAGUUGUGGGUAGGGGAGGGGGGGGGGGCUACUCCAUUAUAUAAGCUGUAUAGGUAUGUGCUGUAUGAAAGGGUAUGGUUUUUGUGCUUUUUUUUAUCUGGAAACUGGUAUAGACUUUUCCCAUUUUUGUCUGUAAUUGGGUAUGGUUUUUGAGGGAACUACUAAUUCAGUUCCCAACGAAUAAGAAGUGAAAGAGAAUUUGUUGCGAAUUUGUUGUGGAAUUUAAGAAAUCUUUUCCUUGUUGUUCCAAUCUAAGUAAUGAUGACAUAAUUUCUGUCUAUGUAAACAUGUAUUCUGCAUUUGUUACUUCUUCCAGGUCUGAAAAUGGGUGUUGAAAGUGACAAUUUUUGUCUGAACUAUGGUUAUCAUUUGGACAACUGGGUGGUACACCCCCACCAAGAAUUCUUUGGAGUACCCGGGGAGGAGGGGGGGGGGUUGAAUUUUUGUUAGCUGAUUUUAACCAACUCAGGGGGACACUCUUGUGGCAGCUUUCUAUCUCUUGCCUUGGCCAAACCACGGGUAAAUGGUAAACAAAACUCAGUUGCAUCAAAUAAUAGUGCCAUUUAAUAAAAAAUAGCUGUGAAAGCCUGAAACUGGUAUCAAAGAAAGAUUGAAGAAAUGGAACAUUGGUUUCUAUUUAUUUAAAUCAUUCUAAUCAGAAAAACAGGACUAUACCUUUUCAGACAAUCUGUUGCUCUGGGAAAUUUUCCACUGAAAUGACCUUUGAAGUACGUAGUGUUCCAGUUACAAAUGUAAAGUUUCUGACAGAAUUUCCAGAAACAUUUUGUAACGGUAAACCUAGCUUACCUUUAAAUCCUGGUCACCAGGGAUUAAUUUUUAAAGCUGUCUGGAUUCCAACAUUUUUUCUUAAAGCACAACCUUAUAGUUGUAAUACUCAAAGUGUGGUCGGCUAAGGUUCCUUUCUCACACAACUUGCCCUUCACAUUCACACUUCAAAACAUGCCUCAGUGACCCAAAUACGGUAAAAACCCACAUAUAAGAACCUGUUGGGCUAAGAUUGUCCAUUUAGACCUCUUUUACAUUAAAACCUAUUUUAGCCUACAAUUUUGAAACAGGAUUUUAUUUUGAGAAAUUCAGUCAAACACUGCGUGAAUACACAAGUACCAUAUGUUUGUCCCAUCUGCAACACUGAGUACCAUGUUUUAAUGUCUCUUUUGUUCUGCUUAACUUGCAUGGCUUUGUAUAAACUUCGUAAAUGGCUCUAACAUGCUUGAGUUAAAGGAAUUUUUACAAUAUAUUAUGCAUGCAAUACCAAAAAUCGGGCCAAAAUCGCCCACACAUAACAAUGGCAAACACCUUAUUUAUUUUUAAGAAUAGGAACCUGUUUAAGAACCUGAGCAGCCUAAUUUUCCAGUUAGCACCAUUUUUGUACAAUACAAUACAAUAUUCUUUAUUUAGUGAAGGUGACGUAAUAACCCAAUGAGUUAAGAACCUUAUUAGCAUAACUUGGAAAAACUUGAGUUCUUAUAUGCGGGUUUUACUGCAACGCCUGCUGUGCAUAAGGCUAAACAGGGUGCAAAGAAAGUGAUUUUCUUGCCAUUCGGGCAAGCUGAAGCUAGCACAUACUAGCCCAAACGUCAUUUCAACUAGCCCUGAAAACAUUUUGAUGAGCAGAAUUGAUUUCACAGUUCUUCUUUAAUUUUGAAUUCCUCAAAAACUUCACUUGCCCGUCGGGCAAGUUAAGUUCAAAAUUCAUUAGCCCAAUAGCAAAAUCCACUAGCCCCGGGCUAUCGGACACUACUAAACCAGACCAGGCUUGAAGCUCAUCCAGAGGAAGGGGGUAUUUUGUUCAUUUGUGCAUCAUCGUUUAAGUUUUGUGUGGUUACGAAAACCUACUGCUUGAAGAAAUGCUAGCAAAUUACAGAAAUUUUUUUGAAGGUAUCAACAUUUUUCCUAAUCUUGUCAAUACGUGUUUUUAUUUUUCAGACUUAGAUGCAUUUGAUGAUGCAAAAUUCAGUAGAUUACGUGACUAUAUUUCAGAGCAUCUUUGCAGAGAUUCUUGUCUUCUUUGCUUAGGUAAUCUAAUUUGCACAGACCACAUUAUGGCUUCAAAUUUGCUUUUUUUUCUGAAUUAUUGUAGAACUUGUAAAAUGAACAUAGUGUCGCUUGAGGUGUCGAUGGUUUUGUAAAUUAAUUAAAAAUUAUAUGAUUGCAGUUUUUUUAUUCAUUUCUUUCAGAUUCACAAUCAGAAACGUGUAGACAGAAUUCCAGUUUUUCUCAUAGAAAACAUUCCAAGGUAAGAGACAGAUAGGUACUCCUUCUGUAGUCAUAAAUGAGGUUAACUGUACACAAACUUGUUUAUUUUGAUUGUGAUAAAACAAUGUCAUUGCAAACCUCUCAGGGAGGGUUUGCAAGAAAAUUGAAUACAGCAAGAUAACAACCUCAAAUUAACCAAGGGGCAAUUAGGGAAUGGCAAAAUUUGUUUGCUAUAACAAGGUUUUGUUAUGAGGUUUCAGUGUAUUAAUAUUGAUAAUAGUAGUAAUAAUCUUAUCAACAAUAUUUAAUUAUUGAAUUACUGGAGGGCAGGAUUGUAACUUUGGAAAAGCUUAGCACGCUUUUUUAUUAGUCAAGCUGGCUUUUUUGCUUACAGUGUAACUCCACCUUAAAAAUUACCCCAUGUCUUCUUUUUAGAAUAGUGUGAUUUGGUAAACUCUCUUUCAGUUAGUGAAAUUUGGAGGCAGCCACCUCUUAGGGAAAUCUAUUGGUGCAAGUUGUUGAUGACACUCCUUUCACCCACUCCCUUACCUCCUGCAGCUUCCCAUUAUCAUAGCUUCCCAUUUCCCUUGUCCACUGAACCUGUUGUCAGCAGUGAGUGACGCUAAUGUACACUCAUGUGCUGCUACAGGUACCUUAAAAUUCAGAAAAUAAGCCCCUCCAUUUAUAAGCCCCUCCAAAUAUGAGCCCCCCAAACUCGUAAUGCAAAAAAACCUCCCUUAAAUUGCCCCUCCAAAUAUACCCCCCCCACCCAGGAGCUUGUACUUGGAAAUUGCCCUCAAAUACAAAGUAAAACAAAGCAAAAACGGUACAUUUGCUUCCAACUAUAAGGCUAGCCCAAUCGAUUUUGGAAUGCAAAUUUCCCUCCAUAGAUAAGUCCCUCAAACAGGGCCUUUGAAAAAUAUAGGCCCUGGGACUUAUUUUCGGAAUUUUACGGUAUGUUACCAACUGUGAGUUUGUUUUACUGACAGAGGAAACCAAGGGGAACUCUAAGCAUGAAAAGAAUUUCAAGAAAAUCAUCAAAACAUAAAAGCUUACUUAAGCGGGUCCAUCGGCAAAUGAUGAAAGAACAAAGAAGUGGCCUAUUUGAGAAUGAAGAGGUAAGACAGUGACAUCAUCCAUCGAAAAAUAAUCAUCUGGUCAGCAGAAAAGCUAUUUCUCUUAAGAUACCCCAUCAUGAGUGUUGUAUUUCUGGAACCAUUAAAAAUAACUUCACUUCACUCUCAAAACUGAUUCAAUUUUUUAAAUUCUUUUUUCAGGUAAUUUCACUGAGCUCAAGAAAUGAGGAGGAAUCCAAUGACUUGGAAGUUGACAUUCUCUGUUAA
Molecule: messenger RNA, 8149 nt
Organism: Porites lobata
Lineage: Eukaryota; Metazoa; Cnidaria; Anthozoa; Scleractinia; Poritidae
Source: the annotation of a GenBank genome assembly